Messenger RNA from Acanthaster planci (crown-of-thorns starfish), 1863 nucleotides. Its product is annotated as H/ACA ribonucleoprotein complex subunit 3-like. Gene Ontology annotation, biological process: snRNA pseudouridine synthesis; positive regulation of telomerase RNA localization to Cajal body; rRNA pseudouridine synthesis. Gene Ontology annotation, cellular component: box H/ACA snoRNP complex. The record is from RefSeq and is a predicted model, not a curated record. Gene Ontology annotation, molecular function: snoRNA binding; telomerase RNA binding. NCBI's taxonomy places the organism in Eukaryota, Metazoa, Echinodermata, Asteroidea, Valvatida, Acanthasteridae.
CCACACGUGCACUAUAGUAUACUACAGCGCGAGCUAGCUAGCGACACAGUGUGCAUGUGUGGGGCACGCAUUUGAUACUCAAGAGUGGCAGAGAGUGAGACUGCCAAAUCAGAAUGUAUCUUAUGUACUAUCUAAAUGAAAAUGGUGACAGAGUCUAUACCCUCCAAAAAGUGGAUCCGCAUGGUAAACCCACACAGUCAGCACACCCAGUGAGGUUUUCUCCUGAUGACAAGUAUUCAAGGGAAAGGGUUACCAUCAAGAAGCGAUUUGGACAGCUUCUAACACAAAAACCCAAGCCCGUCUACUAAAACUGGUCUGCUACCAUGCAGACCAGUCGCACGGUGGAGCAGGAUUCAUCAUGUGCUUGUACAUAGAGAGCUGCUCAUCAUGGUAGAACUGACCAGAGCAGGGUGGGAACUCGGGGAGAAAAUGAAAGAAGUCAGCUUUUGGUGAUUCACGUUGGACCCAACAUGUCUCCCACCUUCCCUAUUACCUCCACUCCCUUCUGCCACAGAAGAACCUGGUCCCACCUGUCAAAUCAUCCAGUUGGUUGGAGAUGAAUGUUUAUUUCCCAUGAAAUUCAUUUCCACCAUGCGUACAAGUCUCACCAAUGGCAAGGCAACGAGUAGAAGGUCCCAAUCUGAAGAGAGGGGGGAGGUCUUCAAAGUCAUCACUCUUCGAUUGCAACAUGCAACCGACACUUCCGUGAAUGCAGUCACAACUGUCAAUUAGUUGCCUCCUUGAAUACAGUAACAAAUUAACAGACUGGUACAGUCAAUGCUGUACAUGCAACCCUAACCCUCUAGGAACCAUUGAAAUCCUGCAUAACCUUGGUGGGUUCAGCAUGGUUAGGGUUAAAAAGGGAUCAGUGUCAAGAAUUAAAAUGCAUGGGUAAUGCUUUGCACAGACGCUUCCCUUUACCAGUAAGUUUCAAUGGUUGUUGAAUUUUAUCAGUGAGUAACACGGCCAUCUUCCUAGCCAGAGCUAGGGAAAGCCUGAUGUAGGUAAUUGAAAGUCAUACUUGGAGACCUGGAUGUUGUUAAAUACCCUUUGAAAUCAUGUUAUCUGGCAUUGUCAUUUGGAAGGAAAGAAUAGCAGAUAUUUUGCAGUUUUGAUGAAAAGUUUACAUGUACAUGGAUGUUAAUGAUAAGAUUUGUUAGUUUCAGAAGCAGUUUGAGACCUGAGCUUUUUAUGAGUUUUACAGAUUUUGGCUGCAUAGUUACAACAAAAUGAUGGUGUAUUCAGUUCACCCAAGAAAUGGACAAGGUUAAAGAAAAAUUCUGGCAGUAUAUUUUUCUAUAGUCAUACAAUACCUAUAUUGUCUAUUCUGAUGUAUUCAUGUUCUCUAAAUAGGCAACCCUGAAUGUAAAGAACACUCUUGUCAGAUCAAAACACUGUAAAGAGUAUCUUUUCAGUCCCAAGUCUCUUCAAUAUUUCUCCUUGUUUUCCAGUUCUUUAUUAUAACGAGGUUCUGGUUAGAACAAGAUAAUUUGCCUAGUUCCACUUCUUACUUUGACUUGACUCACGGGUCACCCAUUUCAUACACUGUAUGUUGACAUCUCGAAAGCCAACCCAACCUAGCCCCAGGAAUUUAGUAUUAAGUGAGGUAAUUUGAUAUUGACGUAAAGUUUCAGUGAAAGUACAUGUGGUUGUACGUGUGGAUGUGGACAGGAUGUGAUGUUGAGUUUGCCAUCAGCAUUCUUGGCACUUUGACAUUCAAAGUUCUUGUCGGUAUGGAAGACUGUCUAUAACUAUUGGUAAAAUCUUCCCACAGCAUUUUUUUGUAGCUGUAAACUUGCUGUGAGACCUACAAUAAUAAAGCUUGUAACUUUGCAUAAACCAAUGAAACAAAUAUUUAAGACA